Molecule: messenger RNA, 666 nt
Organism: Rosa chinensis
Lineage: Eukaryota; Viridiplantae; Streptophyta; Magnoliopsida; Rosales; Rosaceae
Product: kinesin-like protein KIN-14D
Exons: 5
Coding region: 1-666 (221 amino acids)
Source: RefSeq, a predicted model, not a curated record
AUGGCUUCACUAGACCAGACCCAUGGUGAUGUUGACUUCACAAAAGAACUAGUCCGGGCAUUGCUGAAUGAGAAGCUUGGUGAUGAGGGGAACGGCAAAGAACUAGCUGAGCAUAUUAACGACCUUAAGGAUUGCAUGAUGAAAUGGUAUGAGAAGAGUGAGAAAGCCCAUCUUCUUGAGGAGAAAAGACUUCAGACUUUAAUUGAUUCGGCUGUAAAGAAGUGCACUGAUAUUGAUGCGGAGAGGAAAAAGAAGGUAGAUGAGCUCAAUGCCAUGCAUUCGAACUUGAGACGAAGUAUAGCUGCUUUAGAAGAGGAAUUUGCAAAGGAAGAAUCAGAGAAGAUGGAUGCAAUUAUUAGUCUUAGAAGAGAAAGGGAAGCGAGGGAGGCUGCUGAGACGUUGCAAACUUCUCGCCUACUGAUGCUUCAACAGCUGGAGGAAGAGAAAUUAGCUGCUGAGCAGAGGGUUUCAGAACUUGAGGAUGAAUUUAAUCGCAAGUUAGAGUACAACAAGAGUCUAGAAGAGUACAAAAGCCAACUGGAAGCUGAUUUUAGUACACUGAAUGAGGCUCGCAAACGAACAGAAAUGGAGAGAUUGAGUAGCCAAAUCCAGGGGAAACUGAAUAUCGUUGAGAAGCUGAUGAAAUUAAUUAAAGGGGACGCUUGA